CCCCAUCCCUGACCCGCUCCUUGCUCUAGACCCAGGUGUUGCAAUCCUGUGCAAUCAAAGAAAUGCAGAUUACACGUUUCCAAGGAUUCUGUUUGUUCAGCGUCUCCGCUGUCAUCGCGCCACGGUGACCUUUAUAUCGUCUGGAAAUGUUUGCAAUGGAAAACGUGUUUACCUUACAUGUAAUUUAUAUACGUCUAUAUAUUAAAUUAAUCUAAAGAUUUAGAUAUCUUAACAGUUAUUUAUAUAAAAGUGAAAGGUUGACGUUACGAAAUGGAAUACGAUUUUUGAGAAGUAACGCAAUGUAGACGACAAUAUCUGAAAGUGACUGAUACGAUCGUUUUGUGACAAGACGUAACAUAUUUCUGGGCAUCACGGUGGCGUCAUAUAAUUUUUGGCAGGUAAACGGUGAUCGACUGACAGUUUGCGUCGUAGAAACGCAUCCCUUUGACGUAGAGGCGGUUUUGACGUGGAUGGACAGUUAAAUUUAUCCAACAGAGAAUGCAGAGACGAUCGAUCACCUUUUUUUCGAUAAUAGCCAAUAUCGCGCGGCCGUACAAGCAUGUGUUUGAAUGCAAUUAAAUUUAUGACAUCAAAAAGUUCGUUCAAGGGUGAUCGGUUGGACAAACCAACUGACAUAAAUCGUAUCACUGCUCUUACACUACACAUUUAUUUAUGAAACAACAAAUUGAUUUUUUUUUAUUAUUUCUUCAAAGGAAAACGUACUCUUUUAUAAUAUAAAGAUUGUCUACUUUAUCGAAAAGUUAUGCAAAGAAAAUUUCAAUUUUUAAAAAAUUUACAUAAUGAGUUACACAUACAGGUAACAUAACAUGAUUAUUUUCCGGCACGUCGCGGUGCAAGAAGUAAGCACCGUGGUCAUCAACGUGGUAUCGGUUUUUCGAAAGACCUUGAUCAAUAACAGAUUAUGCCGUCAUCUGUGCGGGGCAGUUUAAAAAUUCCGUGAAGGCUGCCGCGAAGCCACCGCGACGGGGGUAGGAGUUCCGGCGGGGUGGCAAACUGGAGAAACAUGCCUCGGCGUAGUGGGGAGAAUUGUCCGGUCACUGGCACGAGGGCGUGACCAUCAAGACACACAGAACACCCCAUUGGUUGCUCGCACGCUCCCACCAGUCGCGCCGCGGCGGGUGGUGGGACAUGAAAAAGCUCGGUAGGGGUCGAAGGGGUGAUUUUUAAGCUCUCUUUAAGCCGCGCGCGCUCGCCAGGGAGGACACCGCUAUCUCGCGUCCUACCACACCAGCGUGGCACACUGAACGGACUAGCCGUGUGAGAGCUCGUAGCCCUCCUACUUUAUGAGGGGGAUUAAGAAAACGAUAAGAGACGCGCGAAAGCACCGCUGCCACCGAGCUUACGGGGGCCAACGGACGGCUUCUGUUGGCAGGAGCAUGAAUAAGAACCGCUUCGAUAACAUGCUAUUUCGAUACGUGGAGAUUGACGAAAGGACGAAAUUAGAAACGACAUCGGAGAUCGAAAGGAAGAAAAGACCGUAUGGCCCGUCCGUCGGACUUCGGCGUUCUCACGAAGCCCUUGGGGAGCCCAUAAAAUUCGUCCCUGCUGUCGAGUCAGCGAUACCCAACGGCUGGGCAGCUUUGAAAGUUCGAAAGGUGCUCGACUGACCGACCCUCCGCUGGACUGGAUGGAGGCGCAAUCUGUGAGCCGACCGGCGAACCCUGAGCGAAAGGGUUGAAAAAACUCGCGAGCACAUCACUCGAAAUAAACCGAUCGAUAUUCGUUGAGUGUCAUUUGCACUCUAGCUGAAACAAUGUAGGUGACCCAAUUGUGCGAACACAAUUAAUCCGGCGUCGUGCUAAAAUUGUGCGCUAAUAAUUAAUUUGCGUCAUAUCUCUAAUAAAUUGAUAUUCUUUAUUAUUGAAAGAAAAAAUUAUACAAAGAAAGCAUUGAUUAAACCAAUAAAAUCUGGUUUGUUAAGAAAUUUGA
Messenger RNA from Monomorium pharaonis (pharaoh ant), 1950 nucleotides. RefSeq lists its product as uncharacterized. The record is from RefSeq and is a predicted model, not a curated record. Lineage: Eukaryota; Metazoa; Arthropoda; Insecta; Hymenoptera; Formicidae. Bases 1305 to 1628 code for a protein of 107 amino acids. The transcript has 3 exons.